Molecule: messenger RNA, 2418 nt
Organism: Paraglomus brasilianum
Lineage: Eukaryota; Fungi; Glomeromycota; Glomeromycetes; Paraglomerales; Paraglomeraceae
Source: the annotation of a GenBank genome assembly
AUGUCAGAAGACUAUAUACCUUUCCAGUUAGCUGCUUCCCUGUCAGGACAUGAGCAAGAUGUAAAAGCAGUGUGCGGCGCCAGCGAAGACAUGGUUAUCUCUGCUGCACGAGAUAAAUCAGUUCGCAUGUGGUUUAGAACUGCACCGAACGUCUUUGGUGACUCUAAGAUAUUCCUGGGACAUUUGCGAUUUGUUAACUCGGUUGCUUAUAUUGGCCCAAGUGCAGAAUAUCCAUUAGGCCUAAUUGUUAGUGGAAGCAGUGAUAAGAUUAUCUAUAUCUGGGAUGUCGAAAAUGCAGGCGAUCCGAUAUUUUCGUUGAUUGAUCAUGCUGACAAUGUUUGUGCUCUUGAUAUCACACCGUCCGGACACAUAGUCUCUGGAUCGUGGGAUAAAACAUCGAAGCUAUGGCGGGACAAACAAGUCGCUUAUACGUUAAAGGGGCAUGAAGCCGCUGUAUGGGCAGUAUUAGCCAUAUCGGACCAAAUUAUAAUUACUGCUUCGGCUGAUAAAACGAUUAUUAGAUGGGAUGAUGGAGUACGUACAAAGACGUUUUAUGGACAUACUGAUUGCGUUAGAUCUCUUGCUGAAAUUAAAGGAGUAGGAUUUGUUUCCUGCGGUAAUGACAGUGCGCUAAGAAUCUGGAAUUUGGACGGUCAAUGUUUACAGGAGCUCUAUGGCCAUCAAUCAUUUGUCUACUCAGUAGACGUUUUGCCUACAGGUGAAAUUAUAUCCAGUGGAGAAGAUAGAGCUGUAAAAGUAUGGAAGGAUGGUGACUGUGUACAGACCAUUUUCCAUCCAGCAAUAUCUGUGUGGUGCACAGCAGCCAUGCCUAACGGAGAUAUCAUUAGUGGUGCUAGCGAUGGAGCAGUGCGCGUAUUCUCUCGUAUACCAGAGAGGAUAGCUGAUACAGAGAAAUUGAAGGAAUAUAACGAGCUUCUCGCGAGUCAAGCCAUUCCAACUAAUCAGGUUGGAGAUUUGAAAAGAGAUAAUCUCCCUGGAAAAGAAGCUUUAUCAACGCCAGGAACAAAGGAAGGUCAAGUCCUGAUGGUUAAAGACGGAAUUAAAGUGGAAGCGUAUCAGUGGAGUUCAGCAGAUCAAAGUUGGGCUAAAAUCGGUGAAGUUGUAGAUGCAGUUGGACAGGAGAGAAGGCAACUCUACAACGGCAGAGAAUACGAUUACGUAUUUACUGUCGAUAUUGGCGAAGGAAUACCUCCGUUAAAACUUCCUUAUAAUACUACUGAAAAUCCAUAUCAAGCAGCUCAGCAAUUUAUUUGGGCUAAUAAGUUGUCUCAGUCAUACUUGGAUCAAGUAGCGAAUUUCAUUAUACAAAAUACGAGGGGUGUGUCAUUAGGAGCGGGUCCCGGAAACGUUGAUCCUUAUACUGGCACAUCAAGAUAUACCGAUGCCGGAACUUCAACCAGUUCUACCAGCGGAAAUCAAAGCGCUCCGGGUCGUGUCGCUGCCGGAAUUGAUCCAUGGACGGGGUCGACCAACUCGGAAAAAGCUGCAACAUCAGAUCCGGUUAUUCCCUGUAAAUCAUUCAUGACUUACAAACAAGCCAAUCUGCCGCCAAUCCUCAAGAAAAUACAACAGUUCAGCGCGGAUUUACAACCUCAAGGGCUAAAUCUAACAGCCGAGGAAACGAAAUCUUUAGAAGUCUUAAUCUCUUAUCUCCAAGAUCCAUCCAAUAGUCAAAACAAUGCAAAAGAACGACAGGAAGGAUUGUCAGUUAUAAAAAAGAUAAUGACCUCAUGGCCUUAUGAGAAGCGGUUUCCAGGUCUCGAUUUACUCCGUCUUCAUGUUAUACGCGCUCCAAUCCCAGUCACUAGUUCGGACGAAUCGAUACUCCAAUUGGUAUACGAUGCCGUUGAUUUUGAAUCAUUUCCAAAAGGUGCUUCUGCUACCAAAGAGCAAGAAAUUAAUUUAACGAUGGGCCUAAGAACCAUUGCCAAUCUGUUUGAGACAAAAAUCGGAAGAGAAAUACUAACAAACAAGGGAUCGUCUGUAUUGGACAAGAUAUUUCCAACGUGGAGCUAUAUUUCAGGCAAGGGUGUACGACUUGCGCUGAUUACUGUAUUACUCAAUUAUUCCAUAGCAUAUCUGGAAAGGCCUGAUGAAGACGCAAUGCUCCAAAUGAUAGCAGCAAUUAUUGAGAUCCUGGAAUCUACAGCUGAUCCUGAGGCAAUUUACCGGACGAUUGUGACACUGGGAACGCUGAUUAGCAAGAACCAAGCAGCUAAAGAAGCAACCGUAAUGCUGGGCGUCGAGAAAGCCAUUCAGCACGUGUCAACAAAAGUCUCUGACGACAAGGUUCGGAACGUGGUUGCAAUGAGUAGUAAGCCAUUAUUGGAUCCAUACAACGGAACUAUUUAUAUCCUCUCAGUACUUCGUCUCAAAGUAAGAGAGAGUGUGCAUUAA